GGGGCAGGGCCUGUGGUUGCCAGGCGCUGGGUCACUUGUGUGGGAAGUGCUGAAAUUUCAACGCGUCACAGCCGCGUUACGCACGGAUCACACGCAGAUUCUGAUCGCUGACGAGCUCGAGGUAACGACGCAUUUAACGGCGGCACUUUAAGCCGAGAACUAGUCCUCUGCUUGAUAACUCAGCAGCUCAGCAGCUAACUAACUACCCCAGCAGCAGCCCGUUAGCGAGCGACACUCGCGCGUCCGCAUCUCAGGGCUCGGAUAUUAACACUUCUGAUCGAGCUGAUCGAUCACUCAAUGAUCAUGGAGAGGAAGAGGACGGACUGUCCGGCGCUUCCACCCGGCUGGAAGAAGGAAGAAGUGAUCCGGAAGUCCGGGCUGAGCGCUGGGAAGAGUGAUGUGUAUUAUUACAGUCCCACAGGAAAGAAGUUCCGCAGUAAACCGCAGCUAUCCCGCUAUCUGGGGAACUCGGUGGAUCUGGGAUGUUUCGACUUCCGCACGGGCAAAAUGAUGCCCAGCAAGAUGCAGAAGAACAAGCAGAGACUGCGCAGUGACAACCUCAGCCUGAGCAAGGGGAAGCCGGAUCUGAACACGGCGCUGCCCAUCAGACAGACAGCCUCCAUCUUCAAACAGCCGGUAAACUAAAAAUCACAACAACAACAAAAACAAAACAAAAACACAAC
Messenger RNA from Cyprinus carpio (common carp), 683 nucleotides. It is a transcript of the gene mbd2, whose product is annotated as methyl-CpG-binding domain protein 2-like. The coding region runs from base 298 to 645 and encodes 115 amino acids. NCBI's taxonomy places the organism in Eukaryota, Metazoa, Chordata, Actinopteri, Cypriniformes, Cyprinidae. The transcript is spliced from 3 exons. The record is from RefSeq and is a predicted model, not a curated record.